This is a messenger RNA of Harpia harpyja (harpy eagle), 1910 nucleotides long. RefSeq names its product RAB40B, member RAS oncogene family (gene RAB40B). The record is from RefSeq and is a predicted model, not a curated record. Gene Ontology annotation, molecular function: GTP binding; GTPase activity. The coding region runs from base 165 to 1040 and encodes 291 amino acids. Lineage: Eukaryota; Metazoa; Chordata; Aves; Accipitriformes; Accipitridae. The transcript has 7 exons. Gene Ontology annotation, cellular component: endosome; synaptic vesicle; plasma membrane. Gene Ontology annotation, biological process: protein localization to plasma membrane; intracellular signal transduction.
CCGUGACGGGGCCGCGCCGCUGCUUCACGCCUCCCCCCCGCCAGCGCCGGGCAUGCCGCUGCCUGCCCACGCCGCUGCCCGCCGCGGUCACCUGGCCCCCCCGGGCCCCGGGAUGGGCCGCGGGAGCUGAUCCGUCGGGGAGGCUGGGGGGAGAGACGAGGAGGAUGAGCCACGUGGGAAGCCCGGUGAAAGCCUACGAUUUUCUGCUGAAAUUCCUGCUGGUGGGGGACAGCGACGUGGGCAAGGGGGAGAUCCUGGCCAGCCUGCAGGACGGAGCCACCGAGUCGCCCUACGGGUACCACAUGGACCUAGUCUUACAAACUCCUUUCCUUGUAGAAAAAGGAGGUAUAGAUUAUAAGACUACAACGAUUCUUCUGGAUGGCCGACGAAUCAAGCUACAGCUCUGGGAUACAUCGGGGCAAGGGAGAUUCUGCACCAUAUUUCGGUCUUAUUCAAGAGGUGCUCAGGGAGUAAUACUAGUGUACGAUAUUACAAAUCGUUGGUCAUUUGACGGAAUCGAUCGAUGGAUAAAAGAAAUAGAUGAGCAUGCUCCCGGUGUACCAAAAAUCCUGGUUGGAAAUCGCCUUCACUUAGCCUUCAAGCGCCAAGUGUCUACUGAACAAGCACAAGCCUAUGCUGAGAGGCUGGGCAUGACUUUUUUUGAAGUCAGUCCACUUUGUAAUUUCAAUAUUACAGAGUCCUUUACUGAGCUAGCAAGAAUAGUAUUGAUGAGACAUGGAAUGGACAGGCUCUGGAGGCCGAACAAGGUACUGAGUCUGCAAGACCUUUGUUGCCGUGCCAUAGUUUCCUGUACCCCUGUGCAUCUUGUUGACAAGCUCCCUCUCCCUGUUGCCUUAAGAAGCCAUCUCAAAUCUUUCUCCAUGGCAAAUGGCCUUAACGCCAGGAUGAUGCAUGGACGCUCAUACUCCCUCACAUCCAGCAACAUCAAUAAAAGGAACAGCUUAAAGAAAGCUAAAAUUAUCCGUCCACCACAGAGCCCACCAAAAAACUGUACAAGAAACAGCUGUAAAAUUUCCUGAGCUCUCUGUGGAAGAGGAACCUGGAUGGAAUCCCCUCAUGUGAGGCGUUGAACACAAGGACUCUUUGUUUAAUGGUUGAGCACAUUCUAUGUAUGUAUCACACUACAAAGACAAAAUGAAGAAAAAUAAGUCUUAUUUUAGAGCUUGCUCACUACAGUAAUGCUGCUUUGGAAUGAAUGACAUGUUCAGUGCAACUGAAAGGAUGUGACAUUUUGCUGUUGGAUUUUCAGACUGCAUUUUAGUUUCUGAUGUGCAUGAUGCCAUUGUUUUUACUAGUAGGUGUGUUUUCAUAUAGGGAAUAACUAUCAUUAUAUUCAGUUCUUAAUUCCAUGAAAUCUGGAAAGUGGCUUACUGUGUAAUUGUAUAAAAUCCUGUCUUUUUGCAAGCUAUUCAAAAAUAUAAAAAUGAGUCAUCGGUUUGCAUAUUCAGGCAGAGGUUUUUAAAAUGCAAUGUAUCGUAUACAUUGUUAAGUUCUACAAAUAGUGUGACAAAUUCUAGUAAUACUGCAAUUGUGCUUUUGGAUUUUUUUUUAAAGCUUCCUUGAUAACUUUGAAGCACUAACUUAACUAAGCUAAAAAUGUAUAUAUAAUUAUUAUGCACAUACACAACAAGGUUUUGUCCCAUUAGUGUAUGUAAUAGAUUUGAUAAAGUUUUUGGUAUGUUAUUUAAUACUUUGGGGAAUUAAUUGUGGUUUAAAUACUUAUUUUUCUGUAAAAAAGAAAAAAAAUAUUACAUUUUAUACCACUCUACAAGAAAGUUCUAGGAGGAAAAUGCCAAAGACACUGUGGUGAAAAGGAACAUGACUUGAAGAGCUGCUUUAUAAGGAAAGGAAACUAUUUAAAAAAUAAAUAAAUGUUUCUGGAAAAGAAA